Messenger RNA from Moneuplotes crassus, 1367 nucleotides. NCBI's taxonomy places the organism in Eukaryota, Ciliophora, Spirotrichea, Euplotida, Euplotidae. The record is from the annotation of a GenBank genome assembly.
CUUGUUUUAUAAUGAACAGAUUUAUUAAGAGAUUGCAGUGGAGCCAGGCUGGGGGAUGGAUAAGUGGGUUAGGAGGGGAUAUAACUAUAGUUUUGGUUGUUCUGGUAGCAACUGCUUUUGCAGAGAGGACUGUGGAAGGAUAUUUGAAGGAAGGAUUUGAUGCUGGUAGUUUGAAGGGGCCUGAAGAUGAUGAUCAUAAGAAGCCGUUUAAUAUUAUUUGUAAAGAGAAAGGAUACCCAUUUGAGACACACAAAGUCUUAACUGAAGAUAGGUAUUGGCUGACGCUUUUCCGAAUUCCAGGAGCAAAAGGAGAAACUAGGGAGGAAGCUAUAGCGCAAAGAAAGCCAGCUAUUUUCUUGCAGCAUGGAAUUUUAGACUCUGCUGACACCUGGAUCAUGCACUAUGAAGAUGAAGCACCUGCUUUUGUCCUUGCUAAUGCAGGAUACGAUGUCUGGCUUGGAAAUACUAGAGGAAAUAAGUAUAGUAGAGAACAUCAGACUUUAAAUCCUGACUACUCUGAUGAAAAAGAAGAGUUUUGGGACUUCAGUUUCCAAGAGAUGGCUCAGUAUGACGUACCUGCCAAUAUUGACUAUAUCCGGGAGGAAACUGGCAAAUGGAGGAUCGGGGUUAUGGCUCACUCACAAGGUACUACACAAAUGUAUAUCAGAAUGACCCAAGAUAACUCUUGGUGGAAGUGGAGAGUUGCAGUUUUUGUCAGUUUGGCAGGAGUUGCUAGACUAGACCAUUGUGGAUCAAGUUUACUCACAACCUUAGCCCAACAUGAAUCUCUUAUCGAGAAUAUUAAGAGAUUAGGUGUUUAUGAGAUGUUCCCUGCUGAUUACUUACAAAGCGCUGCUUUCUCAAGAAUUUGUAAAGGAUUUCCUAUUGUUUGCAAACUAGCUAUCCAAUUAGUUGCAAAUGAAAAUAAGGAAUUAGAUGAAGAAAAGAGGCUUGCAACAUUUAUGGGUCACUAUCCCUCAGGAUGUAGUCUAAAGAGUUUGCAUCACUUUUCUCAAAUCCUCAAUUCGAAGAGAUUCCAAAACUUUGAUUACGGAAAAGAAAAGAAUCUAGAAAUAUAUGGUGACGAGAUUCCUCCAGAAUACGAUUUCAGCAAUAUUUACGGAAACAAGAUUAUUCAGGUCUAUGGAACCGCUGAUCUCCUUGCUACUCCUGAAGAUUCCUUGUGGUUGAAAGAGCAGCUAGGAGACAACCUCAUCUUCUCUCAAGAGUACGACCUUGGGCACAUGAGCUUCCUUCUUGCUGCAAAUAUGACUUUCUUCGAUGAUGUCAUGGAGGUAUUGCAAGAGAACACCUGGUGGUAAAGUAAAUCCCAAUCAUAAUUAAGAGUUGAGGACGAACUGUUUUCA